Molecule: messenger RNA, 357 nt
Organism: Rhodofomes roseus
Lineage: Eukaryota; Fungi; Basidiomycota; Agaricomycetes; Polyporales; Fomitopsidaceae
Exons: 2
Coding region: 1-357 (118 amino acids)
Source: RefSeq, a predicted model, not a curated record
AUGCACGCAACCUUCCUCUCAUCACUGCAUCACACAUGGGCGAGCCUGACGUCCAUCGAGGACAACAACAAGACAGAAGUGCGACCGCAAGCGACGCCGAGAUGGACACCGCACGAUGGCGCCGCUCACCACCGGUCCUCGACACUGCCGCUCCCUCCGAGUCGACGCCGCGGCGAACGUGAUCGAGACGUGCGUGCUCCCCUCAAGCGCAUGCGGAUCGACGUCGAGCUCUGCGGGCAACUCCUGGUGAUGUAUCGGCACGAGCAGCACCUUGUCAACGUCGCGGCGAGCCUCCCCGCGCUGAGGGAGCGGCUCUUGCGGAAGAACACGCAGCUGCGCACGGACCCACGAGUGUGA